This is a messenger RNA of Anopheles arabiensis, 2819 nucleotides long. RefSeq names its product cytochrome P450 4c3-like. The transcript has 5 exons. The coding region runs from base 475 to 2130 and encodes 551 amino acids. Gene Ontology annotation, molecular function: iron ion binding; oxidoreductase activity, acting on paired donors, with incorporation or reduction of molecular oxygen; monooxygenase activity. Lineage: Eukaryota; Metazoa; Arthropoda; Insecta; Diptera; Culicidae. The record is from RefSeq and is a predicted model, not a curated record.
CACUGCUGGACAGCUGACAUCAGGUGUGCGCGCGCGCGUUUCGUGAGACUGACCCUUCACUAUCGCGACGUUUAAAGGGAAAGGAAAGCUACAAAAAAGAACCUUAGGGCGUGCGAAUAACUUUGUGCGUUUGUGUAUGUGUCUGUGUAUGUACUGUGACUGUGACACGAGCUCGUCUCGUGGUUUUGUGACAAACUAGUGAUUUUGAUGCUUCAUUGUUAGGAGGUUUUGCAGUGCAGUGACAGACAGACUUCUCGAGAGUGAUCUCGACUGCUCGAAAAAUACUGCAACAAAUCUGCACCAUUCGCACUCAACCACCGGUGCGGAUUGCUCAGGCGACCGGCCAAACCACCAACCAAAACAAACGCUCCCUAGCACCUAUCAAAAGUACGUGCCCGCGCACGUUAAGGACCCACGCCCGCGGCCGCGUGCUUGCAAUAUUCAAACGGAGCGUUUGCACGACCACCGCAAAGCAUGGAGAGCCUUCUCGGCGGCAGUCUGCUACUGAGCAAGCUGUCCAAGGUGUUCACACUGUUCUCGCCCGUCACGCUGCUGCUGCUGACCACCGUGUCCUGCGCGAUCUACGUAUACAACCGGCGGCGGGCCCAUAUCGUGCGCCACAUUGACAAAAUUCCCGGCCCGGCCGGUCUGCCCAUCCUCGGCAACACGCUGCACAUCAACGUGGACCACGAUGAAAUUUUCAACCGCAUCAUCGCCAUUCGGAAGCUGUACGGACGCAUCCAAGGGUUCAGCAGGGCGUGGAAUGGCCCGCUGCCGUACGUGAUGAUAUCCAAAGCGAGCGCCGUCGAGCGCAUCCUUGGCAGCCAGAAGCACAUCGAGAAGAGCCACGACUACGAGUUCCUGAAACCAUGGCUCGGUACCGGGCUGCUGACCAGCGCCGGCAAGAAGUGGCACCCGCGGCGCAAGAUCCUCACGCCGGCGUUCCAUUUCAAGAUCCUGGACGACUUCGUCGACAUCUUCCAGGAGCAGAGCGCCGUGCUGGUGAAGCGCCUCGAGGCGGAGCUGGGCAACGAGCAGGGUUUCAACUGCUUCCCGUACGUGACGCUGUGCGCACUGGACGUGGUGUGUGAAACGGCCAUGGGCAGGCAGGUGAAUGCGCAGUGCAAUUCCGACUCCGACUACGUGAAAGCUGUGUACCAAAUUGGAAGUAUCGUCCAGAACCGGCAGCAAAAGAUUUGGCUACAACCAGAUUUCAUCUUCAAGCUCACGCAGGACUACAAGAAUCAUCAGAAGUGUCUCGCCAUCCUGCACGAAUUCUCCAACCGCGUCAUCCACGAGCGGAAGGAGGAGAUCCGACGCCAGAAGCAGCAGCUGGGCGACAAAAACAACAACAACAACAAUGGCGGCGGUGGUGCUGUUGGUACGGAUCAGGACGGCAACAACAACAAGGACGACUAUCUUUCGCACGAGGAGCUGGGGCGCAAGAAGCGGCUCGCCUUUCUCGAUCUGCUGAUCGAGGCGUCCCAGGACGGUACCGUCCUGUCGCACGAGGACAUCCGCGAGGAGGUGGACACGUUCAUGUUCGAGGGGCACGACACGACCUCGGCCGCCAUCUCCUGGAUACUGCUGCUGCUCGGCACCGAGCCGACCAUCCAGGACCGGAUCGUGGAGGAGAUCGACCAGAUCAUGGGCGGCGACCGGGAGCGCUUCCCCACGAUGCAGGAGCUGAACGAGAUGAAGUACCUGGAGGCGUGCAUCAAGGAGGGGCUGCGGCUGUACCCGAGCGUGCCGCUCAUCGCCCGCCGGCUCACCGAGGACGUCGACAUUGACGGGUACGUGCUGCCGGCCGGCACGACCGCCAUGAUCGUGGUGUACCAGCUGCACCGCAAUCCGGAGGUGUUCCCCAACCCGGACAAGUUCAAUCCGGACCACUUCCUGCCGGAGAACUGCCGCGGCCGGCACCCGUACGCGUACAUCCCGUUCAGUGCCGGGCCGCGCAACUGCAUCGGCCAGAAGUUUGCCGUGCUGGAGGAGAAAUCGAUCAUCUCGGCCGUGCUGCGCCGGUACCGGGUGGAGGCAGUCGAUCGGCGCGAAAACCUGACGCUGCUCGGCGAGCUCAUCCUGCGCCCGAAGAACGGGCUGCGCAUACGGAUUUCGCGGCGAACCUAGGCGAACCCCUCUUUAGUAGCGGCAGUUAGCGGCAGGGAGCGUUAUGACAAUUAUAAAUACUACCAGGUGCAUGACUCCAGGGCAGGGACAGGCGUGUUGUGAGCUGAUGUAUUAUUCUUUUUCCCCUUUUUUGUUGUUGUUUGUUUGCGUGUUUGCUGAACCGAGCUGGCAGCAUUCUGCGUUCAGUUAUGAAUAGAUUGGUUGCGUUUAUUCAUAAUUUGAAUCAUUGCGGCCGUACUCUCAGUCUGCUUUCAGCCCGAAAGAGCUGUUCUGUUUUUGAUUUUGGGACUUUUUUUAUUCUUUUCUUCGGGUGUAGCUAGUAGGUAAUAAUAUAUCGAACUUUUGUGUUAGAUUUUAAUGAUGCGUAACAUGUAAGAAACGUACGACAAAAAUGCUUACUGGAAAAUCGGUACAGCAAACGAAAAAUCUAGCUGCAAAACAGUUGCACGUGUCACGAUCCCAUACGAAAAGCGAAAAACGAGCCAAAGCAUUCAGAAACCAGAGCGGCAGAGUAACAACAGGAUCUAAAUGAUCUUCCCAAACGAUCGCGAUGCAAGUGUAUAGUGCGUAAAGGAAAGCAACGAUAUAUGGUAAUAAGUUGUAAUAAAAACACAUAUCAACACACACAAACACACACACAACACCGGUCUGACUAAUGCAUAUAUCGAUAAAUGGUAUUAUGAAACGUU